CUGCUUCAGUCAGAAGGAUUCAUGCAUGUGUAAAACAGUGAACGGUGAACAGUGAAAACGCUAUGUGAUUGUCAUCUGGGAGAUUGGAAUCAACAUGUCUACGAGUUUUACCACAGGUGGCAACUUCUUUGUGUCCACCACUGCAGCUUCCAGCACAAGUCUCAGCGUGGGUGCUGCUGACAUUGCUGUUGUUGUGGUCUACUUUAUCAUUGUCAUGGUGGUUGGAAUCUGGGCAUCGAUGCGUGCCAAUCGUGGCACUGUGGGGGGGUACUUUCUGGCUGGUCGUUCGGUGACUUGGUGGCCAAUUGGAGCCUCUCUGAUGUCCAGUAAUGUUGGCAGUGGUUUGUUUAUUGGCCUAGCAGGGACAGGAGCAGCUGGAGGAAUUGCUGUUGGGGGAUUUGAAUGGAAUGCAGCAUGGGUCCUGGUGGCUCUGGGGUGGAUAUUUAUCCCAGUUUACAUUUCUGCUGGUGUGGUGACAAUGCCCGAAUACCUGGCCAAACGUUUUGGAGGCCAGAGGAUACGCAUAUACAUGUCUGUUCUGUCCCUUAUUCUCUACAUCUUCACCAAAAUAUCAACAGAUAUUUUUUCUGGGGCAUUGUUUAUUCAGAUGUCCAUAGGCUGGAAUCUGUAUCUGUCCACAGGGAUACUGUUGUUGGUGACUGCUGUCUACACUGUGGCAGGUGGUUUGGCAGCAGUGAUCUACACUGAUGCACUCCAGACUGUGAUCAUGGUUGGGGGAGCUUUUGCCCUAAUGUUCAUAGCAUUCUCCAAAGUGGGCUGGUAUGAGGGCCUUGUGGAUCGUUACAUGUCAAGUGUCCCCUCUGUGACUGUUGCCAACACCACCUGCCACUUACCUCGGAAUGAUGCCUUUCACAUGUUCAGAGACCCCAUAUCAGGGGAUUUACCCUGGCCAGGUCUAGUGUUUGGGCUCACUGUACUGGCUACAUGGGUCUGGUGCACAGAUCAGGUUAUAGUCCAAAGGUCUCUGUCAGCCAAAUCUUUAUCUCAUGCUAAAGCAGGCAGUGUGUUAGGAGGCUAUCUCAAACUACUACCCAUGUUCUUCAUUGUGAUGCCAGGCAUGAUAAGUCGAGCGCUAUUCCCAGAUGAGGUUGGUUGUGUGGAUCCAGCAAUAUGUCAAAGUGUGUGUGGUGCUUCAGUUGGUUGCGCUAACAUUGCUUACCCUAAACUAGUAGUAGAGCUAAUGCCUGUGGGACUUCGUGGUCUCAUGCUGGCAGUAAUGUUAGCUGCUCUUAUGUCAUCUCUGACCUCCAUCUUUAACAGCAGCGCCACUCUGUUUACACUGGACCUUUAUCACAAAGCCAGGCCCAGAGCUUCUGAGAAGGAACUUAUGAUAGUUGGAAGGGUGUUCAUCCUUGUCUUGGUGUGUCUUAGUCUGUUGUGGAUUCCUGUUGUCCAGACAGCCAAUAGUGGACAGCUGUUUGACUAUAUUCAGUCAGUGACCAGCUUUUUAGCACCUCCCAUUACUGCUGUAUUCCUAAUGGCUAUCUUUUGGCCACGUGUCAACGAGCAGGGUGCAUUCUGGGGUCUGGUGACUGGACUAUUGCUAGGACUGAUCCGCAUGGUACUGGAGUUCUCCUAUAUGCCGCCUUCCUGUGGCCAGCCUGAUCAUCGGCCUGCUAUCCUAACUGAUGUCCACUACUUAUACUUUGCUCUCAUCUUAUUAGCUCUCACGUGCCUUAUCAUUGUUGUAGUCAGCCUGGCCACUACCCCAAUACCUAAAGAACAUCUCUAUAGGCUGACCUGGUGGUCCAGACAUAGCCUCGAGCCUCAAACGGACCACUCAAGUCUUCAGAUCACCACUGACCCAGUCGACUGUGACCUCAGGUCUGACUCUGAUCGCUUGCCAGAAUCCAGUUGUAAAAAAAUUGUUCUGUGGCUCUGUGGUUUGACUAGUUCACAGACUCAGUCUGCACCUCCAGUGAUUCAGAACAGUGAAACAAACUUCCUCCAGGAGAAGCCACUCUGGAAAGGCAUCUGCAAUGUUAAUGCUCUGCUAUUGCUGGCUGUUAAUGUGUUUCUCUGGGGAUACUUUGCUUAAUGUCCAGGUUUCAUGAAAUCUUCAACAAGUUAUUGCUUUUCCUUACUUAUCUAUUUUUGGUUACUUUACUAUUCUAAACUAAAUGUAUUCAGGAAACAAAAAGUGGUACCAAAAAGAGAUUCUCAGAUAUUUAUGAAAUAAUAACUCAUUCUUUAGUGAUUCAUAAAUGUAUUGUGUUCAAGCUUUCUCUCAAUAAUCUACUAUACAGUUUACUGUAGUAUAUAGUAAGAUUUCAACAUCCAGGUUUGAAAGAAAAGUUCUAUGCUAUAAAUUACUUACCUUCUUGUGUAACAACAUGUAAUUUUAUUUGAAUGCUAGCAAGUCCUAGCUCAUCUAAUGUGUAACUGUGUACUGUCAGGUGAAAAUAGGCUUAUUGUCAGACAAAAUAUAAAUAAUGACUUUGCCCAUAUUCUAUGGGUAAUAAUCCAAACUUAAGCUAUUAAGAGCAGGAAUCAAUACAUUAUCCCUUGAGUCUUUCUAAACUUGGGAUCUGCAUCUUGGUUGAGAGCUGGUUAGUGUAGGAUACUGAACCGCAAGUGUGGUCUCUUAAAAGGCAUUUAAUAAAGAAUGAAAUGACUGAGAAAUUAUGGGUAUU
Molecule: messenger RNA, 2654 nt
Organism: Archocentrus centrarchus (flier cichlid)
Lineage: Eukaryota; Metazoa; Chordata; Actinopteri; Cichliformes; Cichlidae
Gene: slc5a9
Product: solute carrier family 5 member 9
Exons: 14
Coding region: 95-2059 (654 amino acids)
Biological process (GO): transmembrane transport
Cellular component (GO): plasma membrane
Molecular function (GO): D-glucose:sodium symporter activity
Source: RefSeq, a predicted model, not a curated record